AGGUCAUUCAUCCUACCAUCAACCUACACCCACCUGCUGUGAUCAGUUCACCUGGCGACGCUGGCUGCUGAUUAUAACGCUAAGUUGCAGUCGCAGAGCUCAAAGCAGACACUGGCGAGCUUCAUCUCCUUCGCCAUCGAUGAUGCCUGAGGGGCGUCCUUUCAUGUAUCCCCAUCAGUUUCUCUAGUGCUCACGAACUUCGCAUUUCCGGCACCGGAAGUACUGAAAGGUCCUGCAGUUGCUGAGGUUGAUUUGGAUUUGGAGCCAUUCAACGGAUCGGUGCAGGACUGAUCAGUGCCCACUGGGAGAGGCUCUCGAGAUGGCUAAGGAGAACUCGGCAUGGCUGCAGCUAGUCCUAGGAUUUCUCCUACUUGCGUCGGUGGCUCUGCGAGAAUGCGCGGCCCUCCGGCCUUUGACCUCAUUCUCGGCGUCUCAGGUGCCGGAAGAGCAUCAGACCCCCGUCGGAGUUGCAGAAAGCAAGGACGAAGAGCCUGCUGAACUCGGCUCCAACAGUACCCGCCGCUCUCUGGGAGGCUGUGGAACAGGCAACCCUGUGGACGACUGCUGGAGGUGUAGCAGCAAUUGGGAAAGCAAUCGUCAGGGCCUGGCAAACUGCGCCAUUGGAUUCGGCAGGAAUGCUGUUGGUGGCAGAAACGGGAAGAUCUACGUCGUCACCGAUAGCUCUGACGACGAUGUAGUAAACCCGGAGCCGGGUACUCUGCGCUGGGGUGUGAUCCAGGAGGAGCCGCUCUGGAUCGUUUUCAGUCGCAAUAUGAACAUCAAGCUCAAGAAGGAGCUUAUUAUGAACAGUUACAAGACCAUCGACGGGCGUGGUCAGAAUGUUCACAUCGCCGGCGGCGCUUGCAUCACCAUGCAGUUCGUGAACAACAUAAUCAUCCACGGCGUUCACAUUCACGACUGUAAGUCUGUGGGAUCCGGAGACGUUCGUAGUUCCCCGACCCACGCUGGAAGCAGGGGAAAGACCGAUGGAGACGGAAUCAACAUCUUCGGCUCUCGCGACAUCUGGGUGGAUCAUUGCUACUUCUCGAACUGUGCUGAUGGCCUGGUGGAUGUCAUUGAGGGCUCAACGGCUAUUACCAUCACCAACAGCUACUUUGAGAAUCACGACAAGGUGAUGUUGCUUGGCGCUCACGACAGCGACAAGCAGGACAGGAAUAUGCAAGUCACCGUGGCUUUCAACCAUUUCGGCAAAAAUCUAGUUGAGCGGAUGCCAAGAUGUCGAAACGGGGUCUUUCACGUUGUGAACAACAACUACGAAGGGUGGGGAAUGUACGCCAUCGGAGGGAGUGCGUUUCCAACAAUCAAUAGCGAGGGCAAUCGCUUCUUCGCUCCCGAUGGCAGCAACAUGAAGGAAGUGACAAAGCGGCUUGACGACGGAGGGGACAACUGGCGAUCAGCUGGUGACAUUUUCCUGAACGGUGCUUUCUUUACCGCAUCAGGAGUCUCUGGUCAAUCCCACUUCUACGCCAAGGCUACCAGCCUUUCUGCUCGCCCUGCCGCUAUGGUGCCCUCGAUGACUAACGAUGCAGGCCCUCUCGCUUUGUGAACAAAGCGGGAGACUUGUAAGAGCUGAAUCGUUUCCAUACCACUGUUCAACAUGAUCGGGACUUUUCAUGCUGCGCCAAUAAGUAAUUUAACUUGGUAAUGGUAAUGGUAAUCGUCGUUUAACAUAGUUUGAAUUCCGAAAUAGAUAAGUAGAUUGUAAGUUUGUUGUAUUCGCAGUGUCCAGUGCUGGCCAGUCAUGGUCGGCCUAGCUUAGAAUACAAUGUGACACAAAGUAUGCUGUCCUGCGAAGCAAUAACGUAGAGAUAGACCUUAGAGCAUCCUAUGCAUAGGUAGCUGCCUCCACCCGGUAGCUUUCGACCAUUCUCAUGCCACAAGUCGUAGGUUUUAGGUGACGAUUGUGCACCUUGGCAGUAGCAAUGUAGGUAGAAGAAGGGGAGAACGAAUGUUUAAUAUUUGUAGUUUACCAUUUGCUGUGUCGCUGUUGCAUUUCUAUCAUAAUUUCGAACACAAUUCAAGAAAUUUAGAUCGGUUCAACUGCCCUGUUUAAGCGGCUUCUGCAUUCCAUUACCGACACUGACCUUGUGACAGAAAAUUAAUUGUGCAAUACAACUGGUCUGAUUUCGUGUC
Messenger RNA from Physcomitrium patens, 2154 nucleotides. The record is from RefSeq and is a predicted model, not a curated record. NCBI's taxonomy places the organism in Eukaryota, Viridiplantae, Streptophyta, Bryopsida, Funariales, Funariaceae.